Diversispora eburnea is the source of this 2706-nucleotide messenger RNA. The record is from the annotation of a GenBank genome assembly. Lineage: Eukaryota; Fungi; Glomeromycota; Glomeromycetes; Diversisporales; Diversisporaceae.
AUGAGUACUGUGAGUACUUCGGCAACAACUGAAAUUCCUAUUAAAGAAGUAGUAGAGGGUUCAACUGAGGUAGCAGAAGUUGGCAGAAUAAAAAAGACUAGUAAGAAGACUGCAAAAAGAACUAAUGCAAUUAAAACUCCUAUUAUAAAAACAGAAAAGACUGAAGCAGCUGAAGCAAUCGAAGCAACCGAAGCAAAAGUAGCCACAAAAAAAAGGUCAAAAAAAAGACCAGCUGAAAUUCCUAUUAAAGAUUUUGAGACAGAAUCUUCCGAAGCAACUGUAGUUAAUUCAAAAAAGACCACUAAAAGAAAGACCGGAAAAAAAAAGUCCAAUACUGGAUUUCCUAUGAAAGAACUUGGGAUCGAAACAGCCAUAGUUUCCCCAACUAGUACUUCAGAAACUGAAAUUCUUGUUAAAGAAACUGAGACAGACGCAGCCGAAGCAGUUAAUGAAGCAACCACCAAAAAAGCCAAUAAAAAGACUGCAAAAAAAAAGACUAGCACUUCAGAAAUUAUUGAAGAAGCAGAGAUCGAAACAGCCGAAGCAACCUCAACAAAAAAGAAUAAUAAUAAAAAAAGAAAUGUUAAAAAAAUGACCACUGCUGGAGAAAUUGAAAUUCCCACUAAAGAAACUGAAACAAAUUUAAUCGAAGUAGCUAAAGCAACCGAAAUAGCCCCCAAAAAGAUCAAUAAAAAGACUACAAAAAAAAGUACUAUUAAAGAAGCCGAGACAACAGAAACAGAAACAGCCCCAAAAAAGACUAAUAUAAAAAAUAAUAUAAAAAAUAAUAUUGAAAAAAGGACAAUUACAGAAACUGAGGCAAAAGCACCCGUAGUUACCUCAUCAACUGAAAUUACUAUUAAAGAUAUUAAAGCCGAAGAAGCCCCUUCAAAAACUAAUAAAAAAAAGAAUGUUAAAAAAAGAAAAGCUACUACUGAAACCAAAAUUUCCACUAAAGGAACUGAUACAGAAACAGCCGUAAAUGACAUAGUAAAUGAGACAGGAACAGCUCAUGAUGCUUCAACAGCCGAAAUUCUUAAUAAAGAAACUGAGACAGAAUUAACUGAAGCCGAAACGGCUGAAGUAAUUUCAAAAAAAAAGACUGCAAAAAAAAAGAAGACACUAAGUAAAGGUGUUAAAGAUAAAGAAGCCAAGGUUGUCAAAAAUAAAGAAACCAAGGUUGUUAAAAAUAAAGAAACCAAAGGUUCUAAAAUUAAAGAAUUUCAGGAUAUUAAUAAAAAAUCUAUUAUAAAAAAAUCACCACUAACAAAGAGAAAAUUGAGAUUAUCCGAGAGGGAUGAUUAUUAUACGAGACAAGUUACAAGAACAUUACUUAAAGAACUUUGGACACACAAAAAGCUUGCAAAAGAAUUAUCUAUAGAACCACCAGUUCCUACAGGUCGUUGGGAAGAUAUUGAAACAUUUAAACCAAAAGUAAUAAAAUUGAAUAAAGAAGAAUAUGAUAAACUAGUUUCACAAUUGGAUCAUGGAUUCUUAGCGAAACAAAUUCAUGAAUAUUUGAGAAAUAAUCGACAUCAACUUCCAAAGAAUAAACAGAAUAAACAAGAAGAUUCGAAAAGUAAAGAGAAACCUAUAUCUUUAACUCGUAAUAAAGAAGCAUUAAUAGAUCUUAUAAUUCAGGAAAUAUGGAAAUAUCCUAAACCAAUAGAAAUAAAAAAUCAACCUAUACAAGAAAUUAUUCAAUCGAAGCCAUUAGAUAUUUUCUUUAUUGUUGGUCCAGAUGGAGAAUCAUUGAAAUGGAUAGAAACUGAAGCCAAUGUAAAGAUCUUUAUAGAUCUUAAUACAUUUUCAUUUACUCUUUCAGGGUUUAGACCGAAUAUUGAUAUGGCUAAAGAAAUAAUAAAGAAAUUGACGACAUAUAUGUCAGCGAUUGUAGAUCUUCCAUCACAUGUUAAAGAUGAUAAUAAAAAUUUACAAGAAAUGAUGCCGUAUGUACAGGAUAUUUGUAGAACAUCAGGAUCAUUUAUUGAACUUUAUAAUAACCAUCAGAUUAUUAUCUCAGCUCAAGCUCAAGAUAAUAUUAAUGAAGCACAAAGAUUGUUAAAUAGUGCUUGGAUGCAACCCGAUCAAAACGAAAAUCACAUAAUUUUAUAUAGCAACAAUUAUGAAGGAUCCAAAUAUUGUUUUAUGCCAAUUCAUGAUGUUGUGACAUUAUCAAUGUUUCAUAGGAACAUGCAUUGGCAUCGUCUUGUGGGAACUUCACAAUUGGGUGAUAGUCCUACCGUACAUGGAAAACUAUGUAGAUUGCAUGAGAGUGAAAGUGUGUUAAAGGAUUCAAUGUUAUGGUCUCAAUACAAUUCAAAAAUGGAAUCAAAUGAAAUGAAUUUUUAUGAACUUGGAAAUUUCUUAGCAAAUUAUUUGAAUACAGAAGAAAAUUCUAAUACUCAAUUAGAAAUUCAUUCAAUGCAAUCACAAUCAAUACAGAAUAUAUUUUUGCCACCAUUAGAAGGAACAUAUACACGUCAAAUGGUAGAACAGUGGGUUAAAAAAGUAAAUCCAACAAAAUUAUUUCUUCCAAGACAUCAAACAAUUGUUCAACUAGAUUAUAUACCAUCAUCUCAAAUAGAUGAUCCCACUAAUCGUUUGAGUUUUCAGUUUGAUGUGACCGAUAAAAAUUUACAAUUGAAAGAUUUUUUAAUAUUCAAACGACGUCUUUUAAUUGAUGUGAUGAUGAUGGAUUGGUAA